Molecule: messenger RNA, 2602 nt
Organism: Oppia nitens
Lineage: Eukaryota; Metazoa; Arthropoda; Arachnida; Sarcoptiformes; Oppiidae
Gene: barr
Product: condensin complex subunit 2-like
Exons: 4
Coding region: 178-2508 (776 amino acids)
Biological process (GO): mitotic chromosome condensation
Cellular component (GO): condensin complex
Molecular function (GO): chromatin binding
Source: RefSeq, a predicted model, not a curated record
AAUGUAAUGAAUGUAUAGUUUGCGCGCAUUUAUUGCAUAAACAUUGAGACAAAUGUUUAUUGUUUUGAUUAUCAAAACAUUUGAUUCAAACAAUUGAUUAAUUGAUUUAAUCAUUAAUUAUGUCCAUCACGUGUUUGGCCGUCACUUCUGUACAACUGAUCCAUAGCUAAAGUGGAAAUGCCAUCAAAAGGACUUCAAAGUGGCAAACGAUACAUCAGUUCCGACUCUGAAGACAGUAUUAUAACAGAAACACCAAAGAAGUCGACGAUUGGCGCCAAACGAAAACCAAACAACAGUGACGAAGAAAUGGUUCAAAAGAGUGACAAAUACGAUAACAUCCGACUUUCAAACGGCAAAAUUAACGGCAUUUCGAUGGACACGACAGGAAUCAGUAUUGGACCGGCUCUUAGCCCUCACGUUGUCCUCAAUCGCAAUGAUAUCGAGACGUACUCCAAACGAAAGAGUCUCGGAUUUAAUGCACCGAAAGCCACACCAAUCGGUGAAAGAGAUGAACGCAUUGAGCGGAUUAAACGACAGACAGAAAGAGUAGACAAACAGCGGCGAAGUGUUGGCGGUUUAGCUGCAUUGGCGGCCACACCGACCGCAACAUCAACGGGUGUAUCAAUGAGUGGCGUACAACUCCGAAAACACUAUCAGACAUGUAUUGAAAUGUCGACAACUAAUAAAAUUAACGCCAAGAAUGCAUUUGGUCUACACUUGAUUGACAAUAUGUCUGAAUUGAUUAGAGAAGAUACACAAAAUGGUUGCGUUAACUUCAAGUUGGCUGGAAGUGCUUUAGAUGCCGGCGCUAAGAUAUACUGUCAUCGAGUGGACUCAGUUCACGCCGAAGCCCAGAAAGUUGCCUCCAGUUUAGUGAUGGCUUUGAAUAAUGAGAAAAACAGCAACAAUAAUGGUUCAAAUGAUAUGAAUGCUGAUGACAAUCAAAUGGAUGACCAAAACGAAGAACUGGAAGAUACAGAAGGACAGCAAAAACAAAAGAGAAAGAAAACUAAACGAAAUGUUAAGACUUUGGCACAAAAUAUUGAAUCAUUAAAUGCCACUAAAUUAGAGACAAAUUUAGAGAUUGAUCCCGUCUUUCAUCACUUAUCUGCUGCCUUUGAUAUGGGAAAUGUUAACUCUCUUUUAAUGGCUAAUCUUAAGCUAAAUCCAUCCGGUCUACUAUUGUUAGACUCAAACUCAUCACUUAAUUUUGACAAUUAUAAUGUCCAAAGAGAGUCCACAAUGCAAAAUGUAUCUCAAUUUUAUCCGCUAAUGAAUGAGAUUAUUAAAAGUUCAACAAAAAUUUGUCCCAAAUUAUCAAAUUUUGAGUUUCUUAACAGAGAUGAAGGAAUUAAUCUGAUUCCUCGUGAAGAAGAUCCAUCAUUCACACGAAGAGAUAGUUUUACUUUUGAUUUGAAUGCAGACGUCGAAGAUAUCGAAGAUCUAGAAAAUGAAUAUAUGGGCGGAGGAGACAUAUUCGACAACGAUGUCAAUGAUGAUGACGAUUGUAAUGAGGCCGCAGCCGAAGGAACGGACGAAACGGUCAAGAAGUCGUUAAUACGCGCUAUGAAUAUGCAGGGCGUCGGAGAUCUCGUGAAGAUGUUAUCGGAUAAACCAAACGAUUACACAUAUUUUAAUCCAAAACUGUUGAGUACUUGGGCCGGACCUCUUCAUUGGAAACGAAUGCCGUUUUGGAACAGAAAUCGAACUGAAAAUCAAGGCACUGAUGGUGACAAACCUCGACGACAAAGAAAGCAGUUCCCGGAACAGCAUUAUAAAGAAGAGUUUGAUGAGGAAGAGGCAGAUCAAAUGGGUGGAAAUGAUCAGAAACUAAAAGUGGCUACACUUCAGAAGUGGUCCACUAACAACAAUGAACUUAAAUUACCACAAGAUCACGGAUUUGAUCCUAAAAUGUUGGCACAAUCUUUCAUUAAACCAGACGCUACUUUCCAGUGCGCCAAAAGUCACGAAGAUGUAUUGGAUACCACCAUCAACAGUGACAACUCGUUUGGAGCGCCACCAUCUCCAGGAACGGAGCGUUACGAUUACGAUGACGAUGACGACAUCCCAACGGGUGGUUUCACUGAUCCGUUAGAUUUAGCGCACAGUCAGCCGUAUUCACAGCUCAACACGAAUACCAAUAUGGCGUUUAUUGGCGAUAAUCUUGUAGAACAACCGUAUGAUUUGGAAAAUAUUCUCAUAAAUUUCGCCAAAUUUGCCAAAAAGAUGGACGUCAAGAGGCUUAAGAAGGCCAUGUGGGACGUUAUCAUUCCCUUAUCUGAACCUCUCAGUCCCACAACACCGGAGUUGACUAUACCGCGAAAAAGUCCGACAAACUUGAAUUUUACACAUUUGUAUAAAACAUUACCACAAAAAAUCACACCAAUUAUGACUCAAAACUUGAGUGCACCCAUAGCUUUCGUCACACUUCUUCAUCUAUGUAACGAAAAAAACCUCAAACUUAUUGGAACCGAUGAUAUGUCCGAUUUCAUCAUCGAAACAGAAUAAUAUAUAACCAAAUAUAGUAAUUAAUUAAUUAAUAAUUCUAUCAUUAAUAAUAAUUUUAUUAUUAUUCAAAUACAUUAUAAUAUCUAUUGACAAA